Messenger RNA from Phytophthora infestans T30-4, 567 nucleotides. RefSeq lists its product as uncharacterized. NCBI's taxonomy places the organism in Eukaryota, Oomycota, Peronosporomycetes, Peronosporales, Peronosporaceae. The record is from RefSeq and is a predicted model, not a curated record. The coding region runs from base 1 to 567 and encodes 188 amino acids. The transcript has 2 exons.
AUGGCAUAUCCUGUGGCAGAACGCCUAUUCGUGUCACACCUCCGCGUCCAAGGGGUUAACCCCGCGUUCUUGAGCGCUGCAACUUACGGCAAGACUAAUGUCGUUGAGCUCCUGCUCACCACUGGUCUAAUCACUGCCGAGUCUCUUGAUAACGCCUUCGAGGCUGCUGCGAGACUUGUCGGGGUUGUUCACUUCGACACAGUGAUAUUCGUAUACAUGACACGCCGAGCAUUUCUAGACGCAACAAACAAAGCACACGAACGUAUUUCUGACAAAGCAAUUAUAACAGCAUUCGAAAAGGCUACUGAAGGUGAAGAAAGUAACAUCAACUACCACAGUCGCUACCAGGAGCUCUGUAUCCCCACUGAGAUGAUCUGCAAAGCCUUCGUCAUUGCAGCAUCUAACGGCAACUUGGAGGUCGAGGAGCAUCUAUAUGACUAUCACCGCAUUUCUGCUGAAGCAAUGGGUGAAAGUUUCGCCGGUGCAGCAUGUAGCAAUCAUGUGGACAUGAUGACGUCGCUCUAUGACGGUCAGCACAUUCUCCAUGGCCGUUUUUCAAGCAUUUAA